CAGAACUCUGAAUGCUUUCUAAAAGAAGGGAGCAUUUUACAUAAGAUCUAGAGGCAGAGAUCUCCAGAGAAGGGCAUCGUUCUACUGCAGGUCAGUCAGAAAGAUCUAAUUCGAGUUUAUUUAACCAAAUCAUCUGGGUUGAUUGCAUACGGAGUUGAAGAAACUGCACGUUCUUGAACAGGGUCUGAACAAUGGAGACUGCACCAGCAAAAACGCUACAGAAAAGGCAAGUUGUCUUUCUUGCUAUAUUGUUGCUUUUGUGGGAGGCUGGCUCUGAAGCAGUUAGGUAUUCCAUGCCAGAAGAAACAGAAAGUGGGUCUUUUGUGGCCACCCUGGCAAAAGACCUGGGGCUCAGGGUGGGGGAACUGGCCACUCGGGGCGCGCGAAUCCAUUACAAAGGAAAUAAACAGCUCUUGCAGCUGGAUGUAACGACCGGGAAUUUGCUUCUAUGUGAAAAACUAGACCGGGAGGUGCUGUGUGGGGCGACCGAUCCCUGCAUACUGCAUUUCCAACUAUUACUGGAAAACCCGGUGCAGUUUUUUCAAGCUGAUCUGCAGCUCACAGAUAUAAAUGACCAUUCCCCAGAGUUCCUCGAGAGGGAAAUGCUCCUAAAAAUCCCAGAAAACGUCCAGACAGGGACUGUGUUUCCUUUGAAAAUAGCUCAGGACUUUGACAUAGGUAGCAACACUAUUCAGAAUUACACAAUCAGCACCAACUCCCAUUUUCAUGUUGUCACUCAUAAUCGCGGAGAUGGCAGAAAAUACCCAGAACUGGUGCUGGACAAACCGCUGGAUCGGGAGGAAGGGCCUGAGCUCAGUUUAACCCUCACGGCGCUGGAUAGUGGGGCUCCGCCCAGGUCCGGGACCACUGCAGUCCGCAUUGAAGUCGUGGACAUCAAUGACAACGCCCCUGAGUUUUUACAGUCGGUCUAUGAGGUACAGAUUCCGGAGAACAGCCCCCUAAACUCCUUAGUUGUCACUGUCUCCGCCCGAGAUUUAGAUGCAGGAACGAAUGGGAAUGUAGCCUACGCUCUAUUCCAAGGUGAUGAAGUUACUCAACUGUUUGUAAUAGACGAAAUAACAGGAGAAAUUCGUCUGAAAAGGGCAUUGGAUUUCGAGUCAACUCGAUAUUAUAACGUGGAGGUUGCAGCCACAGACGGCGGGGGCCUUUCAGGAAAAUGCACUGUAGUUAUAGAGGUGGUGGAUGUGAACGACAACGUCCCUGAACUGACCAUGUCGACGAUCAUCAGCUCUACCCCAGAAAACUCCCCAGAGACUGUGGUGGCCGUUUUCAGUGUUUCUGAUCCAGAUUCCGGGGACAACGGUAGGAUGGUUUGCUCCAUCCAGAAUGAUCUCCCCUUUCUCUUGAAACCCACAUUCAAAAACUUUUACACCCUAGUGACCGAGAGGCCACUGGACAGAGAGAGCAGAGCGGAAUACAACGUCACCAUCACCGUCACAGAUAUGGGGACACCGAGACUGAAAACCCAGCACAACAUAACCGUGCUGGUGUCCGACGUCAACGACAAUGCCCCCGCCUUCACCCAGACCUCCUACACCCUGUCCGUCCGCGAGAACAACAGCCCCGCCCUGCACAUCGGCACCGUCCGCGCCACAGACAGAGACGCGGGCGCCAACGCCCAGGUCACCUACUCGCUGCUGCCGCCCCUCGACCCGCACGUGCCCCUGGCCUCCCUGGUGUCCAUCAACCCGGACAACGGCCACCUGUUCGCCCUGAGGUCUCUGGACUACGAGGCCCUGCGGGCGUUCGAGUUCCGCGUGGGCGCCGCCGACCGCGGCUCGCCCGCGCUCAGCAGCCAGGCGCUGGUGCGCGUGCUCGUGGCGGACGACAACGACAACGCGCCCUUCGUGCUGUACCCGCUGCAGAACGCCUCGGCGCCCUGCACCGAACUGGUGCCCAGGGCGGCCGAAGCGGGCUACCUGGUGACCAAGGUGGUGGCGGUGGACGGCGACUCGGGCCAGAACGCCUGGCUCUCGUACCAGCUGCUCAAGGCCACGGAGCCCGGGCUGUUCGGCGUGUGGGCACACAACGGCGAGGUGCGCACGGCCCGGCUGCUGAGCGAGCGCGACGUGGCCAAGCACAGGCUGGUGGUGCUGGUCAAGGACAACGGCGAGCCGCCGCUGUCGGCCAGCGUCACGCUGCACGUGCUGCUGGUGGACGGCUUCUCGCAGCCCUACCUGCCGGCCCCGGAAGCGGAAGCGGCGGCCGCGGCGCCGGCCGCCCCGCUCACCGUCUACCUGGUGGUCGCCUUGGCGUCGGUGUCGUCGCUCUUCCUCUUCUCGGUGCUGGUGUUCGUCGCGGUGCGGCUGUGCAGGAGGGGCGGGGCGGCCUCGGUGGGUCGCUGCUCGGUGCCCGAGGGCCCCUUUCCGGGCCACCUGGUGGACGUCAGCGGCACGGGGACCCUGUCCCAGAGCUACCAGUACGAGGUGUGUCUGACGGGAGGCUCCGGGUUAAAUGAGUUUAAAUUCUUGAAGCCGAUUCUCCCCAACUUCCCGCCCCAGGGUGCUGGUGAAGAAAUCGAGGAAAACGCCAACUUCCGGAAUAGCUUUGGAUUCAGUUAGGGAUCUCAUCAUGAUGCAAGGUAUUUGUCAUUUAUCUCUAAUUUCCCCAGAUACCGAAUUUGAGAAAAAUUCCAUCUUCAGGUAUAGCCUUGAUUUCCUUUUUGUAAUGAAUUAGUCCAUUUAACUUUACCUUGUCCAAUUUUGGAAAACUAAAUUCUAUUGUCAUUGCAUUUAUUUAUAGUGCGCCAUUCCAAAUCCUUGCAUGCUGUUGAUUUUCCUGAAAUUUUUGCUCCUUCCGUUGGUACUUGUUGCAAUGAACUGUCUUAAUAAAAUAUUGUUUUCUCUAUAUUCAUUGUUUCAUCACGCUCUAAGUUAUUUGAUGCUAAAUAGCAGAAAUUUAAAAUAUUUACAUAAUAUUCAUUUUGUUUGCAAAGGAAUACAUUCAUAUAACAAAUAUAAUAUGUGAGAAAGCAUGAUGAAAACCAACACUCUUCUAUUUACACUUCUUUCCUAGCUCUCAUCCUACUGGCAAAUAAUUUUUUAAAUGAAUAUUUUAAUUCAAUUAUAACAUACAUACAGAAAAGUGAACAAAUCCUUAACACAGCUCACUGUAUUUUCAGAAGGUGAACAUACUUGGUAUCAGCAUCUUGAAGAAACAAAACAUUAUUAGCAUCCCAGGUGCCACACAAUUUACCCCUUAAAAUCACUACCAGGUCAAGUAUAACAAAUAUCUCAACUUCCAAUACUAUAGUUCAGUUUUGCCUGUUUUGAAUUUAUAUAAAUGGAAUAGUAGAGUGUGAACCGUUUUGCAUCUGGCGUGUCAACAAUAUGUUUAUGACAUUUAUCCGUGAUACUGCUUUUAAUUUUAGUUCUUCAUUCUUGUUGCUGUAUAGUAUUCCACUGUAUGAAUAUGUCACAAUUUAUAACCCAUCUUACUGUAUGUGGAUAUUUGGGUUGGUGCGUUUGGCUGUUUGAAUAAUGCUGCUAUAAACAUUCUCUUACAUGUCCUUCAACAAACAUGUAUAUGCAUUUCUGUUGGGUAUAUACCUAAGGGUGGAAUUGCUACUCAUUUAGUAAGUGCAUGUCCACUUUUAGUAGAUAGUUCCAAAUAGUUUUCCAAAGUGGUUGUCCCAGUUUACAUUGCUUUCAGCAGUGUCUGGAUAUACCAGUUCCUCAGCAUUCCUGCCAAUACCUGGUAUUAUCUGUCUUUCAUUUCAUCCCUUUGGAAAGCACUCUUAAACCUUCAUUUUCUAACUUUUUAAAUACUUUCUUAUCACUAAAGAAUAUGUUUGUAACUUUUUCAUAAACUUUAAACAAUUAAUUUCAUGCUAUUGUUGUUUGGUAUCCGGUACUUAAAAUUUCUCUCAUACAUCCUUCAUAUAUAGCUGUCUCACUAUUUUCUGUUACUUCUCUGCUCAAACUGAAAGCUCCAUUUAUUGUUCCACUAACAACAGUUUCUUUGAUUUUCUUACGUGAAAGAAACUAAUAGAAUUCUUAUUCUCCCUGUUACUUGUUUCUCCCUUAUACUUUCAAACCUCUCAAAAAUGAGCUUUUACUUUUAUAUAGUUAGGGUUAAUGACCCAUUCUACAACUGUAGCUAAGAAUUCCUUGUUUGUCUAUAGAUGUUUUAAAACCUGAAAAGCAAUGUUAAAAAUUUACUUUUAAUGACCAUAUAAAUUAUGAAUGCCCUGCAGCUAAAGAUCACCAGGAACACAUUAUAUCAGAACAUUAUAGUUAGUAAAGGUGGGUUUACUGACUUAUAAUGAGGGAGACUGCACACCAUGGGGAACCAUGGGUCAGCUCAGUAACAGUGCCCUACCAAGGAGUUAGAGGAUUUGGGCUUAUGUUAGGUGAUCGGGGUAGGGUUCAAGAAAGUCUCCUUCUUUCCUUCUUUUUUUUUUAAUUCCUUCUCUUUGCUACAGUAUAUCCUCUAGUGGCUUCUUAAGAGAGGGUGCACAAAAAUAAACUUUCUGUGUCUCUGCAUAUCUGAAAAUGCAUUUAGUUUUCGCUUCCACUUCAUAAAUGUCUUACAUGUUACUUAUGUCAUUCAAUGUUUUAUACAUUCUAACGAUUCAUGCCUUUUCAUAUCUGGUAUUGUUUCAUCUCUAGUAUUAUUUCCUGAAUAAUUGUAUUCCUAACUUUAGCUUGUUAUGUUUUUCUGAGACUUGUACUUGUUGGAUAUUGAACAUUUUAAAUAGUUUCUCUAUCUUUCUUAUAUUUCUCCUUUACUUUACAUCUUUGAUUUUUCCUCUAUAUCCUCACUUAAAGUUAGUCCCUCACUUUAUUUUGAGUAUUUUUAUUGAAUUUUUAAUUUUAGUGGCAUAUUUAAAUCCCUAAGAGUUUUCUUAUUAUCUGAUUGUGUCUUUUCCAUAGUAGCACUUGGGAUUUUCAAAGUUCACUUUAUUUCCUGAAUGAUUUGUUUCCUGGAGGUUGCAUUUCUCUUUUUGUGUUUCUGUGUCAUUUGUGGUUUUCAUAUGUCUGGUGAUAGAUUAUCUGUUCAUAUGUAAGAAAAAGAAACUGAGUAGCUGGUGUGUAGCAAUUGCUGUUUUCUCUUCUAUGCCUUUUUUUUUUAUUCAAGAUUUUUUUGAUGUGGACCAUUUUUAAAGUCU
Molecule: messenger RNA, 5131 nt
Organism: Balaenoptera musculus (blue whale)
Lineage: Eukaryota; Metazoa; Chordata; Mammalia; Artiodactyla; Balaenopteridae
Product: protocadherin beta-5
Exons: 1
Coding region: 192-2582 (796 amino acids)
Biological process (GO): homophilic cell-cell adhesion
Cellular component (GO): plasma membrane
Molecular function (GO): calcium ion binding
Source: RefSeq, a predicted model, not a curated record